UGUCGCCAUCUUGUUGGGGGGGAAAAGGAGGGAAGUGCCACCGGUUGGGACUCUGGCCGGGAAAGCGGACACGUCAGUGCCGCCAGCAACGUCACCAGGCCCGGCCCAGCCCGACUGUGCACGAUUGGGUGUUGAGAUCGCUUACGCGUCGCGCUUCCUCGUCUGCUCCGCAUGUUCAGGGCGGCUUGCUCUCUUUUCCUUUCGGCAGAGAAGAGGCGAUGGCGGCGAUGGCAUCUUUCGGCGCCCUGGCGCUACUCCUGCUGUCCAGCUUAUCUUGCUGCUCAGCAGAAGCCUGCCUGGAGCCCCAGAUCACCCCUUCUUACUAUACAACCUCAGAUGCUGUCAUUUCUACAGAGACCGUAUUCAUCGUGGAGAUCUCACUGACUUGCAAGAACAGGGUCCAGAACAUGGCUCUUUAUGCUGACGUUAGUGGAAAACAGUUUCCUGUAACCCGGGGCCAGGAUGUGGGCCGAUACCAGGUUUCAUGGAGCCUGGAGCACAAGAGCGCCCACGCAGGCACUUAUGAGGUCAGAUUCUUCGAUGAAGAGUCCUACAGCCUCCUAAGGAAGGCUCAGAGAAAUAAUGAGGACGUUUCCAUCAUCCCACCCCUGUUUACAGUCAGUGUGGAUCAUCGGGGCACCUGGAAUGGGCCUUGGGUCUCCACAGAAGUGCUGGCUGCAGUGAUCGGCAUAGUGAUCUACUACCUAGCCUUCAGUGCAAAGAGCCACAUCCAGGCCUGAGGGCAGCAUCCUCAGCCUUCUAUUGCUUCUUUCAAUAAACAGUUGCUAUCUGUCAUGAGUACAUUUAAGACACGGGACUCCUGUGUCUUUGGGGAGGGCUGGGAAUCCAGCUGCCCUUGUCUGCCUGGACAGUAGUGAUACUGAAUGGAUAAUUGUACUUUC
Molecule: messenger RNA, 902 nt
Organism: Chionomys nivalis (European snow vole)
Lineage: Eukaryota; Metazoa; Chordata; Mammalia; Rodentia; Cricetidae
Gene: Ssr4
Product: signal sequence receptor subunit 4
Exons: 6
Coding region: 219-740 (173 amino acids)
Cellular component (GO): membrane; endomembrane system; endoplasmic reticulum
Source: RefSeq, a predicted model, not a curated record